AUGGAAGACGCGGAACUUGGGCUUUCUAAAGAGAAAAUCAAUGGCUUCAAAGAGUGGGUCAAGUCACAGAAUAAAAGACCUCGCGUCUGGGAUGCUCGACGAUGGUUCCGUGAGCCCGGUCACAGCCAUGAUGAGCAAGAUGCUUCACUUGACCAGGCUCUUGACUUGCUCAUUGACGAAGCCAUUGAAGAUGCUGUAAAGGAAAUGAACGAUCGCAAUAAGGAAUUGUCACAUCUCAAAAUUCCUGGCUUGGGUCUUCCUUUGCGUUAUAUGCCGCCCCGUGACCAGAGAUUCCCGGUCUUAAUUGGUGCUGAAGGGUACGACUGGAAGGCUGCAACACUUCUGAUCCGAGAAGUUUGUAUGUUGAAGUUUGUAGAGGAAAUAACAAACAAAGCUCAGUGGUGGGAAAAGGUUUUCAACCCUCAGAUUGCCGAAAAAUGGAAACAAGAGGCGCUGCAAAUGAAUUGGAAAGAAUAUCGAAAUUACGCAGAUUUCACUCCUGCUAUGGCUGACGCCUGCAUCAACGAAUUGCGAAUUAAAGCGGAUUUAUUUACAAAGACUGGUCUUAUUCCCAUAUUUGACUAUUCUUCUUGUGUCAUCAAAUCCGAGAGCCUAGUUCCCGAGAGCUUGAGAAACGCUCUUCGCUUGGAAGCUGCAAAGCUUGAAAACGUUCCUGAUGAGGAAAAGGACUGGCAUCCGGGCACUAACAGUAAGGUCCUCGAUCUGGUACACCCAUCUCUGUGGCCAUUCAUCUAUGGCCGCACUCCCGUGCUGCUUGACAAGAGGAUUAAUGUUACCAACGCUUUGAGCUAUUGUGGGGUUGGAACUAUUCUACCGGCUCCAAAGCCAAUCGAAAUAGCUAAUCCUGACCGGGCCAUGCAUUCAACGCCUUAUGAGCUAUCUAUGCCUUCUCUUUCACGCAGAUUUCAAUGGCUGCCAUGCGAUGUUGCUCUUGAUGGCCAAUCUGCCAAAAUCGACAGCUAUAUCAACAACUUGCAUCCAGUGGACCACGCAAGCCUGUACCCCAUCAUUGAACGCUUCAUCGAGAAGUCUUUACCGGCAUGGGAUGUCAUAUACCGAUGGCCUACAGAGUUUGAAACUCAGCGCUUGAAAACAAACCAGGCACGCGAGGAGUGCACAACGCCUGAAAUUUGUGGGCAACAUCACAACUGCAAUCCGUGGAAUCGUCCACUUGACGAAGGCGAGCCACGGCGCGAAGACAAUGAAAGUUAUACUGUAGAGUAUCGGGAGUCUGAACGCUUCAAGCGUGAUAUGGAGUGGAUGAGUGAAACGCACAAGCUCGAUCUGCCAGAACCCGUGCCGAACGGCGAUAGCCAUGUUCGGGUAAAGGCAUCCGACGUCAAAUCCAGCGGUUUCUUCAACGGAGCACCUCGAAUCCAAGUCAUCGUCAAGCUGGCUAAUGUUCAUCUUACUCCCGAAGACCCUGACUACAAAUUCGAAGUGUCUAAAGAGCUUGCUGAUUGGUAUAUGAAUCCUCUCAAAGAGAAGGCCAGCGACCCAGAUUUGGAAGGAUCCUCGUAUAAGCCAGGCACCUCUGAGGCUUCUUCGUCUUCUUCAUCGGACUCUGAUACUUCGUCAAGCCCGAGACGAUCUUUGUCCUUGAAUCUCCCUGAUUAUGAGGAUAUUUUGGUCAACAAUGACCCUACUGAGUUUGAAGGCGGAGCGUGGCAUACAGAGGGAAUGUUAAAUGAGCGUAUCUGCGCAACCGCACUUUUCUACUACGACUCCGAAAAUAUCACCGACUGUCAUCUUGACUUUCGUACGCCUGCCGAUCGCGAAGAGCUAAUAAUCAAUCUCGAUUACGAACAAAGCCAACAUUUUCCGAUCGAGCGCACAUUUGCUAUCCCAAAUGCCUACCGCGACACUUUACAAAACAUUGGCGGCGUUCUCACCACGAACAGCCCCUCCACAGGAGAUGCCGAUACUCGAGCUGUGUUCUUUCCGAAUCUCCUGCAACACCGUGUAUCUCCAUUUCAUCUUAAUGACCCAACUCGACCGGGCCACCGCAAGAUCCUGGCUCUCUUCCUUGUGGAUCCGGCGAUUCCUGUUAUUUCCACUGCCAUUGUGCCGCCACAGCAACGAGAGUGGUGGUCUCGUGAAUCUGGUGCCGAAGAGGCUCUUGCUCAAAGACUACCAAACGAGUUGGCCCAUACCAUUCUUAAAGAUACAGGGCUUCCAAUCAGCUUGAAUGAAGCCAAAAGCAUCCGGUUGGACCUGAUGGAAGAAAGAUCUGCGAAAAAAGAUGAUAUGGAUGAAGAGCUGCAGCGCAACACCUGGAACUUUUGUGAACAUUGA
This is a messenger RNA of Trichoderma gamsii, 2316 nucleotides long. RefSeq lists its product as hypothetical. The coding region runs from base 1 to 2316 and encodes 771 amino acids. The record is from RefSeq and is a predicted model, not a curated record. The transcript is spliced from 3 exons. Lineage: Eukaryota; Fungi; Ascomycota; Sordariomycetes; Hypocreales; Hypocreaceae.